AUGGCUGACGUGAGGAAGGCUGACCCAAGAUCCAGAGGAACCGACGUGGUGAGUCCGGACCUGUGUACCCGGAGAGGUAGAGAAUAUCAAGAUGAGGUUGAAGAACAGUGGGGGAAAGUAGCCUCCAAGGUUAAAAAUAAGGCCGGCAUGAAAUCAGUAAACGUGACUAACACAUUAACAAAUCCGGAUGUGGUAGAACAAGAAUUAGAGGGAUGUAGCAAGGCACAAACUACCGCACUGCUUAUGAAAACGGUGCAGGAUAUUGAUAAGGACAGAUUAAUGGGCAAAAGGCUAGCCUUAAACAUAAUCAUAUUACAGCCUUUAUAUAAAAUAACAAAGGAAGCACAGGAUUUUGAAUGGGACCAAAACUGCGAAAAUGCCGUUAAACUGGUACUGGAAUAUAUAAACCAGUACAGCCACCUAUAUUAUAUACAGCCCGGUGACCACGUAAUUGUGGACAUCUUGUAUAUGCAGGGCUAUGGUAAUUGGAAUAUAUUUUCAAAAAAUAAAGACAGGGAAACACCAAUAGGCUUCUACUGCAAGAAAUUCCCAUGGUCAGAGAACAAAUAUUCGCUGUUCGAAAGAACCAUAUGGACAGCCUACGAGGCAUUCAGGACAAUCCACUCACUGCUCAAAGAGAACCAUGUGACUCUCUGGUCACAUAUACCCAUUUUGGACUGGGUAAAGGCACCAGGAGAGGCAUGGGCUGGACCACCCAUGGAAGGAAAGGUACUUCAGUGGAAAUGGUACCUUCAGGAGUUCCUUCGAUCAACACCUCUGUCAGCAAAGGGGUCGGUACCAGCGGUAUCGGAGUCGAUACUUCAGUCCGACAGGCCCAUGACUCCAGAGGGAUACAUUUUCCCAACCUCAACCCCUCCCCAGAAACAGGUACCAAUGGGCCAUUGGGAGACUAGAGAGUACGAUCCCUCCCUGGUUAAUGCCUGGUUCACUGAUGGAUCAGCAACUACGGUGAACAACAAAGUGAGAUGGAAAGCAGCCGCCUAUAGACCUGGGGAUGGAAUGGUCAUUACAGACCAGGGCACUGAUAAAUCAGCCCAACAUGCAGAAGUUAUAGCCGCACUAUUGGCGAUAAGACAAACCAUAAAGGACAAUUAUAAACAAAUUUAUUUAUACACCGAUUCAUGGUGUGUGGCAAAUGGCAUAGCAGUAUGGUCAGGUAAAUGGAGAAAUAAUGGAUGGAAAAUUAAUGGUAAAGACAUAUGGUCAAAGGCAGCAUGGCAGGAAUUGGAUGCAGCAAGCAGACUAAUCAAAAUCAUAGUAUACCAUGUAGAUGCACAUACCAAGAAACAGGAUGAGACAAGUAAAAACAAUGAAGUAGUAGACAAACUAGCUUCAGCAUUAAGUAUAAAAUUAAAAGGUACAUGGAAGGCAAACAUUGAUCCAGAAACAGGAAAAGGUAAAAUACAGAGAGAAUGGAUACAGGUAAGACCAUCAACUAAGGACAUACCUAUAAGUACAGAAGAGAUACUGAAAAUCCAUGAGCAGUUAGGACAUAUAGGUACACAUGCACUAAAAAGUUGGUUCGAUAAAAGAAAUCUUAAGAUAACAUGGCAGACAAUAAGGAAAGCAAUCAAUAGUUGCAACAAUUGCCCAAAGGCUAUGACAAGAUUAACACACAAUUACCAAGGGAUAAUAGGACACCGAAUGGAUUUUAAUAGAAUCCUACAAAUAGAUUUCAUAGGACCGUUAAACAGCUUCAAGGGAAAAUAUUGCUGUACCCUAGUAGACAUAACGACAGGUCUUGGGAUGGCCCGAGAAAGCACACACCCAGACCAAAACACGACGAUACUUACAGUCUGGGGAUGGUGUGCAGCAUAUGGAACACCAGAUACAAUACAAUCAGACCAAGGAACUCGUUUCGCAGGAGCCAAAACACAAAGAAUGGCUAGAAACUUAAACAUUCAAUGGGACUUCCAUAGAGUCUAUACACCGACAGCAGCCGGAGCAAUAGAAAGAUGGAACAGAAUGAUUAAAAAACAGCUAGAGAUGCAUAAGGGAAUGCCACUGUCAUUAGCAAUAAAAAUAGCAACUUAUGAAUUGAAUACCAGACCCAGAAUAAAUAGGAAGUCACCAAUAGAAGAAGCUAUACAAAAACAACAUACAAUAGAUUAUCCUACAGUUAUAGAUAGAGAAGUAAUAAGGAAUCCUAAUUGCCUUUACAGGAAUCGGAAGAAUAACAAAUUAUCCCCAGCAGAAAUAAUAGCACCAGGAACAGGAAACAACGUGUGGAUAACUCAAGAUGUCUUACAGGAAUCAAGUAACAGGAAAUCCACUUUGGAAUCCAUCAGGCAGACGCUUCGAUUUACUUAGUAAAAAUGGAAUGAGUAAUUUACUAUAUACCACAUACCAAAAAUAUAUGGAACCAUUGUCUGAUAUUUUCUAUAGAAUAGGUAUAUUAUUUAUGGCAGGAACGAUACAGGGAUGCAAAUACUGCACCCAUAAAUAUGCAAUGUUCUACCUUUCAGAACCAGAUGAGGUAGACAACCUCCCAAUGCUCUUGAUGCACUUAAUGUUCCACUUGACAAUAGAAAGAGGUAUACAUGAUAUGAGAUUAAUUGGAGAUGGAUACAUGAGAUAUUAUGGAACCAUGCAAUCUAGUAUAUAUAGGGUGAAUGGAA
Peromyscus eremicus (cactus mouse) is the source of this 2639-nucleotide messenger RNA. RefSeq lists its product as uncharacterized. Bases 1 to 2331 code for a protein of 776 amino acids. Gene Ontology annotation, molecular function: RNA stem-loop binding; RNA-DNA hybrid ribonuclease activity. The transcript is spliced from 4 exons. Gene Ontology annotation, biological process: DNA integration. The record is from RefSeq and is a predicted model, not a curated record. NCBI's taxonomy places the organism in Eukaryota, Metazoa, Chordata, Mammalia, Rodentia, Cricetidae.